CGUUGGCGGAUGUGACACCGGGGAUCAGGCAGUCCGCAGAUCCUCCUCCAGCAGCGCGCAAUGAUCCAGCACAUUCGUCCUGGACAGAGCUGCAUGCUGUGGAUCCGAUCACACCGUCACGGUUCCGCGUAAAGCUUGAAUUUUCUUUACAUACCAAACGACCGGUGGCUCUUUUAAGUCGAAGACGCAGUUUUUUUGUUUUCAGAGGUGUGUCUUCCUGCAGCAGAUAGAGGGGAUUUCCCUCGGUGUUCAGCCACAGGCUCACCUGCAGAGACAGGACCAUGCGCUCCCAGGCUGCGCUUCCCCGGUUUGGCUCCCUUUUGUGUCUCCUUUUCCUCCCCUCUGUUUUGUCCUCCUCUUCUCGGCGUCAAUGGAUUCUCCAGCGUAUCCCUGUGGUCCUGCCCCAGCAAACAGAGGCUGGGCCGACCCCGCAUUUUGUGAAUGAGGCCCGCCUGGAUGUUGCCUCCCCCUGUGACCCUGAAUGCCACAAGAAAGCCCCUCGUCCCAGCUACUGGGAUUUGCGCAGCUUUUUGGCCUACGAGACUCUCCACUCUAAUGGUCAACUCACAGAGACUGCUGUUGGGAUUUAUGGUUACAGUCCAUAUGCCAGUACCAGUCCAGCUCACUCCUCUGGGUCUUCUGUUAAGGCUAAGGGGUCCCAUGUCAGAAGAAAACGACAGAUAUUUGGACAUGAUGGACGUUUCAGUAUUGCAGGGCAGAACUUCCUACUCAAGUACCCCUUCUCGGUGGCGGUCAAACUGUCCACUGGAUGUUCCGGUACACUAGUGGGGGAACGACAUGUUCUGACAGCGGCUCAUUGUGUCCAUGACGGCAAAAACUAUGUGAAAGGAGCCCAGAGGCUUCGGGUUGGCUUUUUGAAGUCAAAGCAACGGGAUACACAAGAUCCAUCUGUCUACCUUCCCUCUAACUUCACCAAUCACAUAGAGGGAGGUGCUGCUCAAUACUCCCCACCUGUCAAUGACAAAAUGAAGUUCCAAUGGAUCAGAGCCAAGCGCACCCAUGUUCCUAAAGGUUGGAUUAAAGGAAAUGCAAAUGAAAUCGGGAUGGACUACGACUACGCUUUACUGGAAUUGAAAAAACCACACAAACGUCGCCACAUGAAGCUGGGAGUCAGCCCCCCAGCUCAGAGACUUCCUGGCCGUCGUGUCCACUUCUCAGGAUUUGACAACGACCGCCCAGGACAGCUGGUGUAUCGCUUCUGUCAGGCUGGUGAGGAGACGUCGGAUUUGCUGUACCAACACUGUGAUGCUCAGCCUGGGGCCAGCGGCUCUGGAGUCUAUGCCCGGAUGUGGGAUGGGCGGCGCCGGCGUUGGGAGCGAAAGGUGAUAGGUGUGUUUUCGGGCCACCAGUGGGUAGAGAAGAAAGGAACAUCUCAGGAAUUUAAUGUGGCAGUGAGAAUCACACCUCUUAAAUAUGCACAGAUUUGCUACUGGAUUAAAGGAAACUUUGUGGACUGCAGAGAAGGAUGAGGAUGUCGAAAGGGAUGCAGUAACUAAAAGAACUUUGCCAUACUCUAGGAACUUUUUCAGAUUUUGUUAAGCUACAACUACAAACUUCAACACAUUUUAAGUUUGUACACAGUUGUAGUGUAAGAAAAAUGAUGCACAGUUUUCAUGAUUAUUAAAAAAAAAAACAUUUAAAGUGUGACAAUUAUGCAUAAAGCUUUACAAGGUCAAUAUUAGGUGGAACCGACCUUCAAUACAGUUACCACUGCGGCAGUCUUUGGGAAAGAUUUCUACCUGCUUUGCACAUCUAGACACUAAAAUCGUCCCAUUCUUUGCUGUGAUAGAUAAGAUGUUGAGGCCACUUGGGGCUGAACUUUCACUCGACUAAUCAGAUACAUUUGUUAAGAUCAAUAGCAUUAUAUUAUGGAUUUGGCUCUAUGCUCAGGAUUUUUUAUUUAAGCAAUAUGACUCUUAAUCUAUGGCGGCAUGACAUGGUGUCAUCAUUACCAUUUGGCUAAAUAGCAUGUCCACUCAAUGAGGUACAUUCUCCAUCUUGUGUUUUGUAUACUGCAAGCCCUCUAAAAAUAAUCUAUGUGGACCGUUUGCCAGGAAAGGAUUCUCAAAUUAGUCUAAAAAAAAACUGAUCAUACUUUAAGAAUAAGAAUACAGGUAUUACUGGUAUUAUUAAGGAUAAUACUUAUUGAAGAUUCACCACUCUGUCCUGUAGAAAGAUGGACCUUCAAGGUCUGAAGUCUUUUUUUCAGCACUGCCUUAAAACUAGUUAAGAAAUUAAAUGAAAAAUAGUUUAUUUGCUCUCCCUGCUUUUACCACCUUCUUUUGAUUCCCCUUAACCUGCCUGCUGUAUUCCUUGAGUGUUUAUGAUGCUUUAUCAGUAAUAUCCUCUUAACAGUCCUCUGAGGUGUUUACUGAACCGCUGCAUCUAAAAUGAGAUUACAUUACAGCUCGAAUCCAGAUAAUUGGAUUUCUGGAGCCAUUAUUAGCAACUGAUAACUGUCUUUUGGUAGAAUCAAGAGUAAAUGGGGCUUGAAAUAUAUUGAAAACUGUGCAUCUUUUUCCUUCCCUUUCAUAACUAUAGGCUACUCUGUGUUGGUUACAGCAAAUCCAAAUAUACUGAAGGCACUUCUCUGAGGCACUGCAUAUUCCUCUGGAAUGCUGGAACCCAGAGGAUACCAGUAUUUAUCAGCAUUUUUUGUUAACACUGAGAUUUCUAAACAAGUAUAAGUAUUCAUUUCUUUGUCCCAGUUGAGGAGAGUUAAGGCCGAAAACCUCUUUAAGAAAAAUGAAGUGAAAAUGUGUUUAUUGCUGCAACCUAAUAUUUUAGGGGAAGAGGGUAUCUGCUGUGAAAAAUUAAAGUGAGUUUUAAUGAAGUGGAAGGCAGACUGAUGGAGUGGACAUGUUCUCUUUUAUUCCAGCUAAAACUUUUGUUACUUUACUUUAAAAUGCACUGUCAAGACUUCCUUCUACUGAAAAUGUUACCUGUGGAUGAAUGUACACGUCUGUAAAACCAAAGUUGCCUUUUUCCCGUCUAUCUUGCACCUCAAAGUAGACAUAAAAGGUUUUGAUGAUCAUACUUUUUAUUUCAAUGGAGUCUAUUAAAUUCAUUUGCGUUAUGUAAUGAUUCCUGUUUAACUAGGCUUGAUUGUUGUACUCCGCCCUCUAGUGGCGACACAAAGCACUGCAUGUCUCAACAAAAACUUUCAUGUCAACAGCCUAGAUUCAGUUAAGCCUUUUUUUGUUGUUGUUUUUUUUGCUUUUCUUAAAAUCCAAGACA
Molecule: messenger RNA, 3258 nt
Organism: Cyprinodon variegatus (sheepshead minnow)
Lineage: Eukaryota; Metazoa; Chordata; Actinopteri; Cyprinodontiformes; Cyprinodontidae
Gene: prss23
Product: protease, serine 23
Exons: 2
Coding region: 282-1490 (402 amino acids)
Biological process (GO): proteolysis
Molecular function (GO): serine-type endopeptidase activity
Source: RefSeq, a predicted model, not a curated record